Molecule: messenger RNA, 708 nt
Organism: Rubroshorea leprosula
Lineage: Eukaryota; Viridiplantae; Streptophyta; Magnoliopsida; Malvales; Dipterocarpaceae
Source: the annotation of a GenBank genome assembly
AACCACUCUGUUUAAAGCUGAGAACCAUGUCGGGGAAUUGGCAAAGCAGAGAGUCAGAAAAGACCAGUCGUUAAAGAAACAGAGAGAGUGAGUAGAAUUGUGGCAAAUGGCAUUACCGAGCUUUGAGAAGGUGCUCACGAGAACUGACAUACAUGAAAUGUUGGUGAUUCCAACUCAUUUCAUGCAACAUUUGCCAGGUGUUGAAGGAGGACAGUCAGUGGAGCUGACCGUGAAUGCCUCUGGAACUCAGAGGACAUUCGGAUACUACACCCGCGACGGUCCUAACCGUAGACCUGUUCUGAGAUCAGGCUGGCGCACUUUUGUUCGUGACAAGGGACUGGAAAUCGACCACAAGAUCUUAUUUGAGUGUGUGGAUGGUUUCCCACAAUACCAGAUUCGAGCUCAAAAGAAAAUUAUUCUCCUGGGUCAGGAGACAUGGGCUGACUUCUAAGGUGUUUCGAACGUUGCUGCUUGUGGUUGCACCUCGCCCUUCCAAAAAUUCACCAUGUUCAAUAAUAAAUAAAUUAAACUAGGAAUCUAUGUCCUGUUGUUAUGCAAUCUUUGUAGUCUUAUUUGUUUUUGCUGUAAUUUUAAGUUGUUUGCUCACUUCUGAAUUCCAUUGGGUGUAUUGUUUUGGUUAGCAUUAGACAGUCUUUGUACUUGUUCAUAAUUUUAAGUUCGUUUUGAUAAUAUAAUUUGAGUUUAACU